AUGGACAGAGCGGUGCCAUACGGCGCUAUCGAUGGACAGCUCGAUGCCGCUCCCGUAAUGUCAAGGCAUAAAGCAGUAAGGGACUCCACGCUUGUGCCAUCAUGCACGAUAACAACCGACUGCGAUCUGGCCUGCACGGAUGCAAAAUUGCCUUCCAAACGAGCAGAAGAAUCAGAGCCGCUCCGGCAGUUUUGGACAAAAUGGGACAUUUUCUGCAAAUCGUGUAAGGAUAAUAAUCGCUUGGCUGACGAACUCGAGGUCCGAGCGCUGCUUAUGCAGCUUGUUGCCACGAUAUGCGUGGCAUGUACAGUAGGCGACUCGCUACUCAUACUCAGCACAGACCUUGCUACCGAUGGAACAAUGACACCUACUAGCGGUCAGGAAGAUCGUGCCACGCGUGUCAAACAAGGAUAUUUCAACAUUGAGGAGGAGAUAGUCGCUCGCUACGGUUCCCAACGCGUUUCUGCUGGCCAUUUCAACACCAAGAGGAAGAUCCUGCGGGCCCUAGCACUACCGACACUACCCCAUGACGGUGUCCCCGCCGCUCAGCCGAUUACUUUCUUAACGGGUCAACAAAUUUUCCAACAGGUUGUUGCUUCUGCGAACUGUGAACAUCCCUUCACCGCGGUGGCUAGGUGUUUGAAUGGCCCCAAACUCAAAACGUCCCCCUCCCAAAAGACGGGUAAAGUUUCUCAUGCCCUCUCGUCCACCGCAAUCACAACUCUCCGGACACUAAAAUAUAGGCAGCCUGCUUCUUCAUCAUACCUCGCGGCCUCGCAUCGCCGCUCGUCCGUUGUCUGGCCCACAUGUUCUCUUCGCGCGGGCAUGCCCGUUCAUUGCAUCAACCAUGAAACAUAUGUACUUUGGGACCCAUAUUCUUUGCCGUUCAUAGACACCCUCGAUGCGAUCACCCUCUUCAUAUCCUCACCCUGGCGUCUUGAAUGUGGAUCGGGAUCCUCCGCGUUUAGGAAGAUCACCGCCCAGUGGAUGACGUUCUCACGUGCUCUAUUCUUAGCACACGUUGAUGCUGAUACGGCGUUGUUUUCGAAAAUCCCUGAGCCUCUCGCAGCCGACAGGCUUUCUGCGAGCCCGAAUGUUUCUCGAGACUCUCCUCAACUUCCAUUCCUGCCCGCACCACCCGUUCCUUGA
This is a messenger RNA of Heterobasidion irregulare TC 32-1, 1149 nucleotides long. RefSeq lists its product as uncharacterized. NCBI's taxonomy places the organism in Eukaryota, Fungi, Basidiomycota, Agaricomycetes, Russulales, Bondarzewiaceae. The transcript has 7 exons. Bases 1 to 1149 code for a protein of 382 amino acids. The record is from RefSeq and is a predicted model, not a curated record.